AUGAAUGAGUUUAGCUUUCAAGAUCUUGUUAAUUACUCUGUUGAGAUUUUACAGCAUUACGAAAAAGAUGAUGUUGACAGCAAGGACCUCGAGGAGAUACUCCACUUCACAAGCACGUUUGAAGACAAAGCGAGAACAUUUUUGUUCGAAUUGGUCAUCGGUUGCAUGGAACAUUCCAACAUUUUAAACGUCAUUCUUGAUGGAUUUUAUGAUGAAGAAAUCACCGCCCUACCAUCUGACAGACUAACUUUCAAAAUUUUUGCAUAUCUACUACUGCUGAGACAUGAUGAGAUUAACCAUCAUUUGCUGUCCGAUUUCAUUUUGAUGUCUACCAAGCCUGCUAAAAUUAUUAAGAUUGAUAACACGAACUCAGCUGGAACACAGUCCAACUCCGAAGAACUGCAGAAGAUAAACAGAUGGCGGGCAUUAUUUAACGAGAAAGUGAAAUCAUUAAACUGUGCCUUACGCUCUGACAUUUCAAACCAAAACAACAAAAACAGCAACAACCAAAAUACUAAUAAUAAUAACAACAACAAUAACAACAUUAACGAUAAUAAUAUCAACGAAAACGACGAAAAUGUUAACAGUAAUUUCAAUUUCGUCAUUAGGAACAAAAUGCCGGCAAGUUGUCAUGUCACCUAUGUCACGUGA
Molecule: messenger RNA, 651 nt
Organism: Helobdella robusta
Lineage: Eukaryota; Metazoa; Annelida; Clitellata; Rhynchobdellida; Glossiphoniidae
Exons: 5
Coding region: 1-651 (216 amino acids)
Source: RefSeq, a predicted model, not a curated record